Ascochyta rabiei is the source of this 1938-nucleotide messenger RNA. Its product is annotated as Anaphase-promoting complex subunit 8. Gene Ontology annotation, biological process: cell division. Gene Ontology annotation, cellular component: anaphase-promoting complex. The record is from RefSeq and is a predicted model, not a curated record. Lineage: Eukaryota; Fungi; Ascomycota; Dothideomycetes; Pleosporales; Didymellaceae. The transcript is spliced from 3 exons. Gene Ontology annotation, molecular function: protein binding. The coding region runs from base 1 to 1938 and encodes 645 amino acids.
AUGAGCGCGCUCACGCAGGCCGAAGAGGCGCAGCUGAAGACGCUGCUGCAGGACGCCGUCGUGUCUUGCACAGAGCGCUGCCUCUACCAUUCUGCGAAAUGGGCUGCAGAACUGCUCAACUCGCUGCCUGCCUCAGACGACGACGGCUCUGACACGGACGUCGACUCGCCCAUGUCGGACGCCGCGCCACCACAGACACCAAGUCCACCCACCAGAGAUGCCACCGAGCAACGCCUAGAGGCGCGAGAGGCACACAGAUUCCUCCUCGCCAAGACGUACUUUGACUGCCGCGAGUACGACCGCUGCGCCGCCGUCUUCCUCCCAGGGCCUCUGCCCCGGGGCGCUGUCCAUGCCAGCUACUCGCCGACUGCGAGCGCGAAGAACGCGAAGAGUGCGCACAAGGGCAAGGCACGGGCGAGCACAUCGGCCGCCUCGACGUCCACCUCGACCGCCGACCUGGUUGCAGGACUCAGCCAAAAGUCGCUGUUUCUUGCCCUCUACGCAAAGUACAUUGUGGGUGAGAGGCGCAUGAACGAGGACAGUGAGAUGAUUCUGGGCCCGCAAGAUGGCGGCGUCAUGCUGAACAAGGAGCUGCCUGGCAUUUCCACCGUCCUGGAGCAAUGGUUCUCCCAGCUUCCCAAUAGUGCACGACAGCCCCAGGGAUGGCUAGAGUACCUCUACGGCAUCGUGCUCGCCAAGGGCAAGAACGAGAAGCUCGCCAUCGACUAUCUCCUGCAGAGUGUGCAGCAGUACCCCUACAACUGGGGCGCGUGGCAGGAGCUUACCUCCCUGCUGGGAACCAACGAGGAGCUGCAAGACCUCGCCCACCAACUGCCGCCCAACUUGAUGACGCUGAUCUUCCACAUCACCACCUCGCAGGAGCUAUACCAGGUCAGCGAGACAGUGCACAACUCUCUCACACAAAUCAUGUCCAUCUUCCCAACUUCCGCCUUCCUCAAAACCCAGCGCGCCUUACUACACUACCACAGCAAAGACUUUGACGAAGCCGAGCACAUCUUCUCAGACCUACUCAUCACCGACCCAUACCGCCUCGACUAUCUCGACAACUACUCAAACAUACUCUACGUGAUGGAGAUGAGACCGAAACUUGCCUUCUUAGCACAACUAGCCACAGCGACAGACAAGUUCCGGCCAGAGACAUGUUGCGUGGUCGGCAACUACUACUCUGUCAAAUCUGAACACGAAAAAGCUGUAAUGUACUUCCGCCGCGCACUCACACUAGACCGCGCCUUCCUCUCCGCCUGGACACUCAUGGGUCAUGAAUUUGUCGAAAUGAAGAAUACCCACGCCGCUAUUGAAUCCUACCGCCGCGCCGUUGAUGUCAACAGAAAGGACUACCGCGCAUGGUACGGUCUAGGCCAAACCUACGAAGUCCUCGAAAUGCAUUCGUACGCCCUCUUCUACCACCAGAGGGCUGCGGCGCUGCGUCCCUACGAUCCCAAGCUAUGGAUGGCAGUUGGUCAGUGUUUCGGCAAAGUAGGAAAGGUCAUGAACGGUAUCCGCGCCUACAAGCGUGCGCUGGUCGCAGGCUCUUACUACGAUGCCGGCGCCGCAUCAUCCUUUGGGAGUGGCGAAGCUGCACUUGGAGGCGGCAUCCUGGACCCAGAAGUGCUCUACCAGAUUGCCCUUCUCUACGAGCGCAUUCGUAACAUGGCCGAGUGCUCAGCCUACAUGGAGCUCGUGCUUGCUCAGGAAGAAGGCCCUGAUGUGGAUGAGGUGGGCUCAGAUGGCGGAGGCGGCGUCGGCGUGACACCGACAACGAGCAAAGCGCGCCUGUGGCUGGCGAGGUACGAGUACCAACGCGGCAUGUAUCAGCGUGCUUCAGAGCUUGCGAAUGAGCUCUGUCAGGACAACUUCGAAGUCGAGGAUGCGAAGGCUCUGAUCAGGGAUGUACGGGCGAGACAAGAGGCGAAUUAG